Molecule: messenger RNA, 2374 nt
Organism: Puntigrus tetrazona (Sumatra barb)
Lineage: Eukaryota; Metazoa; Chordata; Actinopteri; Cypriniformes; Cyprinidae
Gene: cxcl12b
Product: chemokine (C-X-C motif) ligand 12b (stromal cell-derived factor 1)
Exons: 4
Coding region: 92-385 (97 amino acids)
Biological process (GO): chemokine-mediated signaling pathway; chemotaxis; positive regulation of cell migration
Cellular component (GO): extracellular region
Molecular function (GO): chemokine activity; chemoattractant activity
Source: RefSeq, a predicted model, not a curated record
CUUAACACUUCGCAGAGCGCUGAGACGCCACACUGAGCUCUGGAAGCUAGCUGUGACGGACAAAAGCCACACACACACACACACACUUGGCAUGGAUAGCAAAGUCCUAGCGCUGGUGGCCCUGCUGACGCUCGCCAUAUGGAGCCCAGAGACCGACGCUAAACCCAUCAGUCUGGUGGAGAGAUGCUGGUGCCGAUCCACUCUCAACACCGUCCCGCAGAGGAGCAUCCGUGAGAUCAAGUUCCUCCACACACCCAGCUGCCCCUUCCAAGUCAUUGCCAAGCUGAAGAACAACAGAGAGGUCUGCAUCAACCCCAAGACCAAAUGGCUGCAGCAGUAUCUAAAGAAUGCCAUUAGCAAAAUAAAGAAGAAGCGCACAAAGUAAACGGCUGAGGAUGUGCGAGGAGGACCACCGUGCAUCUCUGACCAAAGAGGCACCGGUCCUCUCCUCUCGCUCUCUUUGAUCACUCCUCCUCUUUCUGGACUGCUUGCACAAACAGCACUUCACCUGAACCUGGCUCUCAAGCUUCCAGACAGCCUGCAGCUCACCAAAACACAAGCCAACGCCUUCCUCCCGACGCACCGCUUCUGAGGCUGCGAUCACUGACUGAAUCAAGCCGCUGAAUGUAACCGUGAACGUUUGAAUGAGAAGGCGAGAGAGAUAUCUAAAGGACAGUAAACAUGAGAGUUUGUGUCAUAGUUGCGAGGGACGUCUAACCUUUAGGAUAGUUUGGGAUUAAUAAGGGACAUAAGCAAGUGAAAAUGAAGCAGACAUUUAAACCUGCCCCGCUCAAGCUUUCACUUUUUGUUAUUUUGCUGCUCAUCGCUUAGUAGAAGUGUUUAAAAGCUCACCAGCACACAUGAAUGAUCCGGCAUGCUAACGCUAGCUCUGUUCCAAAUCCUAGCGAACCGCCUGCUGAACAAAAAACUGCCGUACAAGCAGUUUUCGCUCAGAAAUUGCUAGUAGAUAUUACAAUAAAUUACGAUAAAAUUGCGAUUGUACAUGAAAUUUUGAAGUAGAAAAGCCUGAAAUAGUCAUUUCUUUUAAGACCUUCAAAAAAAAAUUGUGGUGCAAAAAGCUGCAAAAUAAAUCGCCUUAUUAAAAUUCAGGAUAGCGUCAUUGUAUUUAACACAUAAAGCAAUCCCAGAAUGCACUGCGAAAAGUUUAGUUAAAAACCCAAGAUGGCAGAUGUGAAAAGCCAAUCAUAAAAAUACUUACAUUUCAUUAAAUACCCAAUAAAAACUAUUUUCCUCAGUAUUUUUAUGCUUAAACAGGACCUUGGUCAUGUUAAAUGCCAUACUGAAUUUAGGUUUUUGUCUACCGAACAUUUUAUUAAUCGUUUCUAUAGCUAAACAUUCAGUAUGUAGUUAAAAACUGUAUAAUCCAUUGUACUCCUAUAUCCCUCACAGCCUCGAUUUCAUUCCAGGCAAAAAAUAAAAUAUGACGCUAACCUACUGUAGGGUCUGUUAGCUUAGCAACAAGCUAACGCCAGUCUCUUUGGUUAAGAGUUAAAGAUGUCAAAACAUGUACUUAUUUACUUCCACGACGAUUAUAGCGUGGACUCGGAAAACAGCAGAUAGUAGUGCACUUAGAAGUGCACUGUGCAGGCGGCAGAUAGCAAUGCUUUGGAACAGAGAAAGGUUUGGGCUGCUAAUACAGGAAGCAGAAUCAUAGUUUCCUGCCUUCCGCUUCCUCUCUGCUACACGUGCGUAGCAAGCACCAGACACUGAAUUUCAAGAAAUAUGCAGUUUAAAGCAGAUAUGCUGUAUGUAUAAAGCAGGUGCCGUUAAUGCAAUCACGCCACGGCAGCUUAAAACUUCUGCUCAUGUGCAUCGAGCAACAUGACUCAGGCCUUAAUUAACAUCAUUUGCAUACAGAUCCUGUGUCAUACUGGUUGUGAUUCGGAUCCAACAGGACCGAGCAACAUGUAAAUAUUCUCCAGCACUAAAUGGCUGUCAAUAAAUGGGUUGAACAGGGACCAAAAACUGAAAAAUGCAAGCGAUUUGUAGGCUAAAUUAAUAUUGCUUUAUGUACUCCAUAUGUAUCAGUUUUUUUUUGUUGUUUUUUAGCCACAGAAUUAAAGGAUGUUACUGUGAUUUUGGUUUUCAUGGCAUUAACACAUUUAUCUAACCUUUUUUAUCUGUUCUGAUAAUGUUUUGACUCAAAUGCCCAAUUGCUGUAACGUUUUUGAGCCACUUUUAAAAAGUAUAGUUUGUAAUGUAAUGAUUUAUUUUUGUAUUUUGUAUUGAUCAACAUGAAUAAAAACACAACAGUACAAUAUGAAGGAAUUUCUAGAGUAUUUCACAGUUGCAGUUAUAAAAAGGUAUACAACGUCUAUAUACAUAUAUUAAUAAAAGGCUUAUUAUAUUUUAA